Molecule: messenger RNA, 1173 nt
Organism: Mirounga angustirostris (Northern elephant seal)
Lineage: Eukaryota; Metazoa; Chordata; Mammalia; Carnivora; Phocidae
Gene: IRGM
Product: immunity related GTPase M
Biological process (GO): cellular response to interferon-beta; defense response
Cellular component (GO): endoplasmic reticulum membrane
Molecular function (GO): GTP binding; GTPase activity
Source: RefSeq, a predicted model, not a curated record
AUGUCUAGACAGGAUGCUAAUGGAAAUGAGAGAUACAGCAUCUGUGUUUUCGAGUAUUCUGUUCUGCAGCGGAUAAAUCGGCCCCUGGAAACUCUCUGUGCUGCCCUGGUUGCCUUCCUCCCACAACCGGCCCUGUCAUCCCGUGCCCCAUUAUCUACAUCCUUCACCUCUGCUGUGUGAUACCAUAUGGGCCAGAGCAUUUUAUAUGAGGUGGGUCCCUUGAACAUUGAAAAGGCCUUAGGAGAAGGGAAGUAGCUGGAGAUGGUGGUCUCUGUGAUCAGAGGGAACCUGGAGACAGCGUCCAGUGCCCGAGUGAGCAUUGCUGUGACUGGGGAACCUGGCAAUGGCAUGUGCUCCUUCAUCAAUGCACUGUGGGCAAUUAGGCAUGAGGAGGAAGCCUCGGCUCCCACUGGGGUGGUGAGGACCACCCAGAGUCACACUUGCUACUCCUUCUCCCACCUUCCCAAUGUGUGGGACAACGCCCCCAGUACAAGGGCUGCUGCCCAAACCCUAGAGAACUAUUAGAAGAAAUGCCAUUUAGCCAGUAUGCCUCUUCAUCAUCAUUGCAGCCACACAUUCAGCAUGAAUCUCAUGAAGCUCGCCAAAACCAUCCAGGGCCUGGGAAAGAGGUUCUACAUUGUCUGGACCAAGCUGGACAAGGGCCUCGGCACAAGUGCCCUCUGGGCGGAACAGGUCCUGCAGAAUACAGAGAAUAUCCCAGAAACUCUCCAGAAGAAGUGGGUGUAUGAACACAUCAUAUUCCAGGUCUCUAGCUUUGACCCCUUAUUGCAUGACUUCCCAGAGCUUAAGGACACCUUGCACAGGGACCUCUCUGAUAUCUGGUGCCGUCCCCUAGAAAACCUGUCCCACACCUGUGAGAAGAUCAUUAAAGACAAAACUACCUCCCUGCAGAACAGAAUAGCUUUGUGUUUUCAGGACAGCCUUGGUGUCCAGGAUGAAGAUGAUGUGAAGCCGUGUCUGAGCUACUGCUUGCUCUUUGUCAUGGAUGAUGAUUCUCUCUAGCAGGUGGCCCAGAUUAUGGGGAUGCCCAUGGAAGAGUACAGGGCUGUCAUGAAGUACCUGGAUCUGUACGGUCUCCCUAAAGUGAAUGGGAGACUGACUUGUUCAGUCAUGAAGCAUUUCUUAGCCUUCCUAGCUACAUCAAAUCCUUGA